AUUAAAUAAUCUGAAUGUAAGCAUUUUUAUGAAGAACCCUGCAUUCUCUGCUGCUCACAUCGUAUAUAAGUGGCUGAAUUUGAUAAGGCAGCUUCAGUCAUAUUAAAACUCUCUUCUGAGAAAGAUCCCAACACAUUCAAGUUAAAGAUAUUCUUAGCACGUGGUGAACAUACGAUACUAUUAGAAUGAAAUUCUUGGCUAUUGCUGUAUUUGCUGUAAUUUUAACAGUGAGCAGUGCUCGAAUAUAUGAACGCUGUGAAUUGGCCAGAGAACUCGCCAGCUAUGGAUUCCCUCGCCAUGAACUUCCAGAUUGGAUUUGUUUAGUGCAGAGUGAGAGCAAUUUCAAUACUCGCGCCAUAAAUCACGACAAUUCCGAUGGAUCAAAGGAUUGGGGACUGUUCCAGAUCAAUGAUCGAUACUGGUGCAAGGGAAGCUACAGAGGAGGAAAGAACAUCUGUGGAAUUAGUUGUGAAAAACUUCUGAGUGCCGGUUUGGGCUACCAGAUUGACUGCGUGAGGACAAUCUUCAGAGAACACGGUUUCAAGGGCUGGGAAGGAUGGAAAGCAAAAUGCAGAGGAAGACACUUGCCCAGCUUGGACCAUUGCUUCUCCCACAGUGCUUAUUACUUUACCGUGGAAUAUGAUAACAAUCUUCCGGAACUUCUCAUGCUGGGCAAUGGAUUGGACUUGAAAUUUAAAUAAGAUCAUUUCGCUAACAUAAAAAUUAUAUUUAUAUAUUUAAACCGUUCGAGAAUACUUUAAUAAAUAUAGAAAAUGCAUUGUUAU
Phlebotomus papatasi is the source of this 785-nucleotide messenger RNA. Its product is annotated as lysozyme c-1. The transcript has 3 exons. Bases 186 to 701 code for a protein of 171 amino acids. Gene Ontology annotation, molecular function: lysozyme activity. Lineage: Eukaryota; Metazoa; Arthropoda; Insecta; Diptera; Psychodidae. The record is from RefSeq and is a predicted model, not a curated record.